CCAUAGCAACGUUUUCAUGGAAACAGGUUAACAAACAUUGGUGAUCGUUUGGUUUUCAGUUUUCCGGAGCAACAGAGGACAUCGCCAUUUAGAUCGAGAUUUAGGCGCGUUUUGCAAAGCCAUGGGAGAAGUUGUGAAAGAUGCUCAGAAGAAUCUCAACGUUUCUUAUUUAAAUGUCGACCAGCAAGAGAAACUGCGACAGUUUAAGAUUCAAACAAGAAUCGACAACGAAACGUAUUUGAGAGCCCAUCCGGAAGUGGAUGAAAUCAUUGGCGACUUUCUGAGACAUUUGCUGGUUAAAAAGCCGUCUGACAUUCGUGAGUUUGCUGCAGAUCACUUCUCCUCCCUAAGCGAUCCUUCUGACGCUGUAUCGAACGAAAACAGUGAAACGAAUUGAAAGAUCUGACAACAUCCUUUCUUGAGACAGAGAUCGGAUGUGGAUGGGUUCUAAAUUUACUUCAGUGUUGAUCCAUUAUGCUUGUAUUCAUAUUACUCAUUGUAAUAUUCCUAGAAGUGCCUCAGAAGAUUAAACUAAUGUGUGAUUGUGAAAGAGGAGGAAGUCCUGUGAAGGUUAUGCAUUGCUCCUUGACACUUUGACCAAUUCAUUUAGACAGUAUUGUUUACAGACUUUAUGUUGUCUCAUGUUCAACUAAUUGGCCUUAUUUUAAUGUGAUUUUGUAGUAGUUGGUCUACUGCCUUUACUUUGCACCUUAACUUAAAACACAAAUAAACUUGGGGAGAAAAAGUAAUGUGGUCUGGUCUCAUGUGGUUACUAGUUCAAAUGCAGAAUAUAUUUCUCAUGAAAAUAUAAUCUCCUUCAAAUGUAUCUGUAUUUCUAUUUUUACAUCCUUCUGAUAAAACAGAAAAAACAUUGGUAAAUAUUAUACCUGUUAGAGAAGGUUUACUUCCUACAAAGAGAAGAAGACUUCACUAUCAUCUAAAGCCUUUCAGCUGUAGCAUUGUGUAAUUCUGACGUCUCAUCACCGUGUUUACUUGAUUUUUUCUAUGAAUAGAGCUUUUCGUGUGUGUUUGCCUCCUCUUGUUUUGUUUAGUUGAGUAACUCGAAUUGGGUAACGCUGUGGUGGAUUUGUGGCGGGUGGAGCCCAUCAAUUUUCUGUUCCCUGCUGUCCUGUGUCUGUGACUCAUUCUCAUCAGUUUUUGUGAAUUAUCUUUGAAAAUGUUGUAAUUGAAGCAGUUUUAUACAUUAUUAAAUUAUUAUAAUGUCAAUUCUAGCCAAGAGUCCG
This is a messenger RNA of Xiphophorus maculatus (southern platyfish), 1244 nucleotides long. RefSeq names its product regulatory subunit of type II PKA R-subunit (RIIa) domain containing 1 (gene riiad1). The record is from RefSeq and is a predicted model, not a curated record. The coding region runs from base 122 to 397 and encodes 91 amino acids. The transcript has 4 exons. NCBI's taxonomy places the organism in Eukaryota, Metazoa, Chordata, Actinopteri, Cyprinodontiformes, Poeciliidae.